AUGGAGAAUUUAUUGCCUAAAUUUUUAUCGCACACAAGUAACAUUGUUAAUCAGUAUAUAACAAUAAAAAAAUUGAAAGAAUCUCUGAAAAGCGACGAAUCGUUGAUUCAUAUGGAUUUUUCUGAAAAUUAUGCUUACAAGUAUGCCGAGGAAGUUCAGAGCAUGCAUUUUGGUGGCAGUCGUGGUCAAGUGUGCAUUCACACAGCGGUUGUUUAUUUAAAGAAAGAGAAGCACACAACAGUAGCCCAUUCUCUUUGCACAAUUAUCAGUCUUGAUGCUGAUACUGAUAUUAUUGGCAUGAGUACUGACGGCGCAAGUGUCAUGGUCAAAGUAGGUAAGCUUAUGAAUUGCUAUCAACAACUUUGCUUUGCACAUGGGUUACAAUUAGCUGUGAUCAAUGUUUUAUACAAAAAGUAUGAAGAGGAGGCAGAACUCCAUCUAGCACCAACGCCAACAACAUCUAAUGAAUCAGAUACAGAUGACGAAGACACAACGAAAGAUGAUGAACAAGGAGUUACAGUUACUAUAACGGAUCCUCAUCAUGCAUAUCUUUGUAAAGCAGGCCGCACACCAGCCAUACAUUUGUAA
Pieris macdunnoughi is the source of this 588-nucleotide messenger RNA. Lineage: Eukaryota; Metazoa; Arthropoda; Insecta; Lepidoptera; Pieridae. The record is from the annotation of a GenBank genome assembly.